Molecule: messenger RNA, 2119 nt
Organism: Etheostoma spectabile (orangethroat darter)
Lineage: Eukaryota; Metazoa; Chordata; Actinopteri; Perciformes; Percidae
Gene: setd7
Product: SET domain containing 7, histone lysine methyltransferase
Exons: 8
Coding region: 144-1334 (396 amino acids)
Biological process (GO): regulation of DNA-templated transcription; heterochromatin organization; peptidyl-lysine monomethylation
Cellular component (GO): nucleus; chromosome
Molecular function (GO): chromatin binding; protein binding; histone H3K4 monomethyltransferase activity
Source: RefSeq, a predicted model, not a curated record
UAGAAACAAUUUCUUUCUGAUAUAAGGCACGGACGUUCUUAUUAUUUCGAGGAAGUUGGGACGGUUGUGAUUGGUUUAAAGAAGCCAGAGAGUUUCCCGUGUCGCCACCUGACAAUGCGAAACCAUGAAGCCGUGAUGUCCAUAUGACAGCCGCUGGGCGAGAGCUGCAGAAGCGGAAGCAGUCCGAGCUGUGUCCGCCAGCAGGCAGCAGCUCCGACAGCAUGGACAGCGAUGACGGGAGCGUGGAGGAAGUCGUGGAAGGUCCAUUGGAUGAAGAUGAUCAGCCUCAUGGUUUCUGCACUGUGUCCUAUUCAUCCAGUGACCGUUUUGAGGGCCACUUUAGCCACGGAGAGAAGAAUGGCCGGGGGAAGUUCUUCUUCUUUGAUGGCAGUGCACUUGAGGGCUUCUACGUGGACGAUGCCCUGCAGGGCCAGGGCGUGUACACGCAUGAAGACGGAGCUGUCCUCCAUGGGACAUAUGUAGAUGGAGAGCUCAACGGGCCCGCUCAGGAGUGGGAUGCCGAGGGCCGCCUGUUGUUCAGGGGCCAGUACAAAGACAACAGCCGCUGUGGGGAAUGCUGGGUCUACUACCCUGGUGGAGGCUGUGUGUUUGGGGAGGUGAACGAGGACGGCGAGAUGACCGGUGAAGCUGUAGCCUACAUCUACCCUGACGGACACACGGCUCUCUACGGACGCUUUGUGGACGGAGAGCUCAUAGAGGCUCGCCAUGCCACCCUUAUUUCCAGCCUAAGUGGAAGGCCACGCUUUGAAAUCGCAGCCAACAGUCCGGUGUACUCAUACGACAAGUCGACGUCCACCUGUAUUACUGCCCACGCCCUGCUUCCCGACCCCUAUGAGAGCCAAAGGGUGUUCGUGGCCGACUCUACGAUCAAAGGAGCAGGACAGGGCCUGUUUGCCAAGACGGACGCUGAGCCAGACACUGUGAUGGCUUUUUAUAACGGAGUCCGCAUCACACACUCCGAGGUGGACAGCAGGGACUGGGCCCUGAACGGGAACACCAUCUCAUUGGACGAGGACACGGUGAUUGACGUCCCUCAGCCAUUUGACCAGACAGACAGAUACUGUGCCUCUCUGGGUCACAAGGCAAACCACUCCUUCACCCCCAACUGCAAAUAUGAGCCGUUUGUCCACCCUCGUUUUGGGUCAAUCAAGUGCGUCCGGACCUUAAGGGCUGUGCAGAAAGACGAGGAGCUGACGGUUGCCUAUGGUUACGAUCUGGAGCCAGCGGGGAAAAAUGGCCCUGAGGCCCCUGAUUGGUACAAGCAGGAGCUAAAGGAGUUCCAGCAGAGACAGGCGGCGCCCAGCAGCCCGUGAAGACUCCUGCAGACCCCGCUGGAUGUUUGUGAAGUUACUUCCUACGGGGGUCAGAGGAGUACUGCUGGAGCAGCUCAGUGAGUGGAAGCUAAGCAACACAAAAAGUGUGCAAGAAAGCAGAUGUUAGAAGAGGAGACAUGUCUCUGAUGAAGACUGUUAUCCUUCUUGCGGUCAAUAGCUUCACUUAAAGGCAUACUAUGCAGGAAUUGUCACUUACUAUUUGUUAACACAACAAUUAAAGUUACUGCCGGCCCCUUGACCGCCAGCGCUUGGCUACAGCGUACUGCACAGCAUACUGCCCGGCAAGACGGCCCUAGACUUGCCUCAAUAUAUUUGCUUUUUUUGAGACUGUGUCACUGUAGCUUCUUCUUGGAUUUGGCUUACGCAGCAUGGCACUACACAUUCAGAGGCUGAUGCCAGAAACAUCUCCAACACAGAACACACCAGGAAGAAAAACCAGCCAGGGUGCAGGCUUCUCUGCACAUAUACUCAUACAGGUGGUGGAAAGUCCUGCAUAAUAUACCUUUUUUUUUUUUAUAACUGUCAGCUGUUUGAGGCAGCUGCUGCAAAUUAUCUUCCUGUGUCGUCUGCUUAGCUCCCUACUAAUUUCAACUAAUUCAGUAUACUUCCAUCGACUUAUUUAUUCACAACGUGAAAUUGGUGAAGAACUUAAUUUCCUGAGCUUUGUGAAGGUGAUGUGUAUCUUCAUGAAGAAAAUCAUUGAUACUCUACGGCUACGGUCUUUAUCUGUGUUUACAUGCUGCAAAAUAAACAAUCCACAAUUA